Rhododendron vialii is the source of this 2605-nucleotide messenger RNA. Its product is annotated as tricyclene synthase EBOS, chloroplastic-like. Gene Ontology annotation, biological process: diterpenoid biosynthetic process. The coding region runs from base 641 to 2437 and encodes 598 amino acids. Gene Ontology annotation, molecular function: magnesium ion binding; terpene synthase activity. Lineage: Eukaryota; Viridiplantae; Streptophyta; Magnoliopsida; Ericales; Ericaceae. The transcript is spliced from 7 exons. The record is from RefSeq and is a predicted model, not a curated record.
UUUACUAAUGCAAUAGUACGACACCUCACAUGAUACUUAAAAUGUGAUACUAUAUAUGGUCACUACAGCAUUACUCUUUUUAAUAAUUCAAAUUUAACUUAUCCUACCUAUAGGAUACUUAUUGGUAUUUAAACUAUUACUUAUAGAGAUGGACGACUCAGAUUAUGCACUACACUCAACACUAGAGGUUCCCGUUUCCUUUAAAAACUAAAACAUCAUAUUAAACCCAUCGAAUUUGAGUUCACAUAUUGUUAUGUGUCUUGAGCUUCACAAAAUUGAUGAGAUUCGAGUGAAAAGCGCAUGGAAUUAGGAUUCGGUCUCUCUGCAGUCAACUGCAGAGAAGGGUGUACGGUUCAAUCUGGACCAUUCGAUCGUAUUGACAAUUAAUGGUUGCCAACACUUGGAUUGCACAUAUGCAGCUUAGGUUUGAACUGCAGACAAGCUAGAUCCUGGAGUUAACACCAAGUGAUGUUCAAUCUGGGAAGUUAUUCUCAUUGUUUUACAGAUGCUUAAUUGUACGGUUGGACAAUAGUAAGGAUUUUAUUUUUGGAAGCUUCGGGGCAGUCUCCCUGGGUCCACUGUAAUUGCCUAUAAAUAGGUCUACCAUUGCAUAUCACUUUGCAACAAAAUAAACACAUUCAUGCGAAUGUCCAUUCAUAUGUUCUUUGCUCCACAUCCGACUUGUUCGAAACAAAAAUCUGUACAUUGCGCUUACCUUCAUUCCUCAGCAAUGGUUGAAGGAUAUUCACAACAACCUUCCGAAAGGCAAUCCGCCCAUUACCAGCCAACUGCUUGGAAUUCUAAUUUCGUCAAGUCUUUGGAAAAUCGCAAUAAUACAGAUGAAAUACAGAAGCAGAGGGCAGAGACAUUGAAGGAGGAUGUAAGGGCUAUGAUUGGGGAUACAUAUGCAAAUUCAUUGACAAUACUCGAACUGAUAGAUGAUAUUCAACGCUUGGGAUUGAGCUAUCACUUUGACAAGGAUAUCAAGAGAGCACUUGAUAAAAUUAUACUAUCGGUGAAUGGAAAUAAUGUGAUGAAAGAUCAAAAGAUUGGUGUUCAUGCUAUUGCGCUCUGCUUUAGGCUCUGUAGGCAACAUGGCUAUGAGGUCUCCCAAGAUGUGUUUAAGAGAUUCAAGGACGAAAAUGGAAACUUCAUGGAAUCCCUAAGCAAGGACACCAAGGGAUUGCUAAGUUUGUAUGAAGCUUCUUACUUUUCAUUUGAUGGAGAACAACUCAUGGAAGAGGCCAAAGUAUUCACAGCCAAACAUCUGAAGGGAAAGAUAGCGAACAAAGACCUCGUGGAACAAAUAAAUAAUGCACUGGAAAUGCCUUUGCAACAUAGGAUGCUGAGGCUUGAGGCAAGGUGGUAUAUUGAAGCUUAUGGUAAAAGGAAAGAUGCAAAUUAUUUGCUGCUUGAAAUGGCUAAGUUGGAGUUCAACAUGGUGCAAUCUAUGCUUCAAGGAGAGCUCAAAGACAUGUCAAGGUGGUGGGAAGAUAUAGACUUGGGAAAAAGGUUGAGUUUUACGAGGGACAGACUGAUGGAAUGCUACUUUUGGAAUGUGGGUUUGAUUUUUGAGCCCAAAUUCAGUGAUUGCCGGAAGAGUUUAACGAAAUUGACGGUUUUCAUAACCACCAUUGAUGAUGUCUAUGACGUUUAUGGAUCAUUGGAUGAGCUUGAACUAUUCACAGCAGCUGUUCACAGAUGGGAUAUAGAGGCUGUGGAAACCCUUCCCGACUACAUGAAGUUGUGCUUCCUAGCUCUCUACAACACCACCAAUGAAAUGGCUUAUGACAGUCUUAAACGAAAAGGAGUUAACAUCAUCCCACACUUAAAAAGAGCGUGGGCAGAUAUAUGCAAAGCAUUCUUGAUGGAAGCAAAGUGGUGUUCAAACAAAUCAGAGACUCCAACAUUUAAGGCAUAUCUUGACAAUGCGUUGAUUUCGGUAUCGGGGGUGCUUAUGUUAGUCCAUGUCUACUUCUUAUUGACUGAAACUAUUACAAAAGAGGCUCUGGAGUGCUUAGAGAAGAAGUACCAUCCUCUUGUGGAGUGUUCAUCUCUCAUUUUUCGUUUUUCCAAUGAUUUGGCCACAUCCAAGGCUGAGUUGGAGAGAGGUGAAUCUGCAAACUCAAUCCUCUGUUACAUGCACGAAAUCGGAGUUUCUGAACAAGAAGCCCGAAAGCACAUAAGCAGUUUGAUCGAGGAAACGUGGAAGAAGAUGAACAAAGAACGAGUAGCAGCUGAUUCUCCAUUUGAGAAACCGUUUAUUGAAACGGCUUUUAACCUUGCUCGGAUCGCCCAAUGCACUUACCAAUACGGAGAUGGGCAUGGAGCUCCGGAUAACAAAGCAAAGAACCGGGUUUUAUCAGUGAUAAUUGAACCCAUUACACUUGUGCAGAGACUUCAACACCGGUCAAAUUUGUUAGAUACUGUUUCUUAAGCUAAUUAAAGAAGAGAAUAAAAGGUUGGAAAAUUUGUUAGCUAGUGUUUCUUGAGGUAAAGAGAAGAAUAAAAGGUUGGAAUUUGUCUCUUUUAUGUGUUAUAUGAUGAUGUAACUUACCAGUACAAGAUACUGAUCCUACAAAUUGCAUAUUUUCCACUUUAAAAA